AAAAUAAAAACAAAGCUAAAAGCAUGGAAGGCCUCAAAUUUGACUAGUUUUGUGGAAGUGAAGAUUGAUACAAAAAAUAAGGAAUAACAAAUAAGUAGCAAAUAAUAUGAAGCUCUGGAAAAGAGCAGUGGGGGUUCUGAAAGACAAGAGGAGCAUCUACGUGGCCGGCGUAACUCGCCGGACAUCUUACCGGAACCCCCACCUGGAGGCCAUCAUCAUCAAGGCCACGAGUCAUGACGACUCCUUCGUUGACUACAAGAACUUCCAGAGAGUCUACCAGUGGGCACGAACCUCUCCUCUCUACACCAAGCCCUUGAUAUGGUCCCUCUCCAAUCGCAUGGACAAGACCCGAACGUGGGUCGUUGCGCUCAAGGGCUUGAUGUUGAUCCACGGCGUCAUCUGCUGUAAAAUCCCGGCCCUCCAGCGGAUCGGACGGCUACCGUUCGAUCUCUCAAGCUUCACCGACGGGCACACCAAGCCGAGCAAGUCUUGGGGUUUUAAUGCCUUCGUACGUGCUUAUUUUGCGUAUUUGGACCAGAGAUCGUUCCUGGUUUUUUCGGAGACGAAUAGGGCGAAUACGACGUCGUCUUCGAAGACGAUAAGUAGUCUGGCGGAGGAGCUGCGGCGGUUGGUGACGUGGCAGGCCUUGAUGGAUCUUCUUCUCCAGGUGAGGCCCCAAGCGGAGAAUAUGAGGAGAGUUGGGUUGGUUUUCGAGGCCAUGAUAUGUGUUGUCACGGAGGUUUUCGAGGUGCAUGAGAAGAUACGUAAAUCGAUUAGCCAAGCGGUUGCUAGGGCUUAUGAUCACAGCGCGCCACCGCCUGGGACGGUUGAGGUCGGUUUGGCCCGCGGGAUUCUGAGAAAAGCGACGGUUCAAGGGGACGAGCUGUGCUUGUUCUUUGAGCUUUGUAGGGAAAUGGGUGUGCUAAACGCGUCGUUUUGUCCCAAGGUGGAGCGGAUUCCGGCGGAGGAAGACUUUCGAGAGCUUAUGAGGAUCGUAGAUGGGGUUUGUAAUACAAAGGAGGAGUUGAGUUUGGAUCAUCGAGAUCAUCGUGAUCAUGAUCAUGAUCAAAGUCAAGAUCGUGGCACCAUUGUAAUUGUUGAUCAUCGUGAUCAAGAUGAGAGGUCUUCGAAGACUAUAAUUACAGAGAAAUGGGAGAUUUUUGAUGAAGAUCAUCAUCAUCAUCAUCGUCCAGAUUAUAAUCACAGUAAGAGAUCAACGGUGACUGAUCAUUAUGAUUCAAAUCGUCAACUGAUUGUGCUUUCUCAUCCUCCUCCAACACUUGCUCUUCCAGACUUGAUUACUUUCUAGUUUGUAAUAAUUCUUUAAAUAUUAUUGACUUGAAAAGUAAUUAAUUAUGGCUUAAAUAUUAAUUUGCAUUAUUUCUAGCUAUA
Messenger RNA from Humulus lupulus (European hop), 1392 nucleotides. Its product is annotated as putative clathrin assembly protein At1g25240. Gene Ontology annotation, molecular function: SNARE binding; 1-phosphatidylinositol binding; phosphatidylinositol-4,5-bisphosphate binding. The record is from RefSeq and is a predicted model, not a curated record. Bases 107 to 1309 code for a protein of 400 amino acids. Gene Ontology annotation, cellular component: clathrin-coated vesicle; clathrin-coated pit. Gene Ontology annotation, biological process: vesicle budding from membrane; clathrin-dependent endocytosis; clathrin coat assembly. Lineage: Eukaryota; Viridiplantae; Streptophyta; Magnoliopsida; Rosales; Cannabaceae. The transcript has a single exon.